CAUUUACUGCUCUACCUACACACCAACCACCGUCACAAUGGCCAACGCUGUCGGAUGCUGCGAAAUCAUCAUCGCCUUCUUCCUCCCCUUCGUGGGUGUCUUCAUGCGCACCGGCUGCAGCUGCGAUCUCCUGAUCAACAUCUGUCUCUGCAUUCUGGGAUGGAUCCCUGGCGUCAUCCACGCCUACUACAUCCUCGCCAACAAAUAGAUCAAGACUA
Messenger RNA from Aspergillus saccharolyticus JOP 1030-1, 218 nucleotides. Its product is annotated as YqaE/Pmp3 family membrane protein. NCBI's taxonomy places the organism in Eukaryota, Fungi, Ascomycota, Eurotiomycetes, Eurotiales, Aspergillaceae. The record is from RefSeq and is a predicted model, not a curated record. The transcript is spliced from 3 exons. Gene Ontology annotation, cellular component: membrane. The coding region runs from base 38 to 208 and encodes 56 amino acids.